AUGCGCCGUGACGCCGUCCACAUCUCGCUUCUCCGACAUCUCGUUUCCUCUGUGUUGCGCCAGGGAGUUUCCUAUACCGCCAUUCCACAUCUUCACCUUGGCGCCUCUCAUCAUGUCACCUUGGUGCCUCUCAUCCCGUCGCUCUGGCACUGUUCCUCCUCUUCACGUGUGCGCCAUCCCAUCUCCCCACCGAUCCGCAUCUGUACCUCCUCGCCUUUCCUCAAUUCCUUUUCCUCCCCUUUCGGCAUCCUACCGCCCCAUUCCACCUCCUCCCCAUUCCGCCCUCCCCCCGCCAUUCAUCUCAUCUCCCCCAGCCAUCCCACCUCCUCUCCAUUCCGCCCUCCCACCGCCAUUCAUCUCAGCUCCCCCAGCCAUCCCACCUCCUCCCCAUUCCGCCCUCCCACCGCCAUUCAUCUCAUCUCCCCCAGCCAUCCCACCUCCUCCCCAUUCCGCCCUCUCACCGCCAUUCAUCUCAUCUCCCCCAGCCAUCCCACCUCCUCCUCAUUCCGCCCUCCCACCGCCAUUCAUCUCAUCUCCCCCAGCCAUCCCACCAACUCCCCAUUCCGCCCUCCCACCGCCAUUCAUCUCAUCUCCCGCAGCCAUCCCACCUCCUCCCCAUUCCGCCCUCCCACCGCCAUUCAUCUCAUCUCCUCCAGCCAUCCCACCUCCUCCCCAUUCCUCCCUCCUACCGCCAUUCAUCUCAUCUCCCCUAGCCAUCCCACCUCCUCCCCAUUCCGCCCUCCUACCGCCAUUCAACUCAUCUCCCCCCAGACAAUCACCUCCUCACUAUUCUGCCCUCUCACCAUUCAUCCCAUUCCCCCCACACCAUCCCACCUCGUCCUCAUUCCGCCCUCCCACCAUUCCCCCAUCCCCCCACUCAUCCCAUCUUCCCCUAGGCCAUCCCACCUCCCUAUUCCGCCCUCCUCCCCCCACCCCAUUCAUCCCAUCUUCCCCCACCCAUUCCCACCUCCUCCGCAUUCUUGCAUUUCCCACUUUGCGACAACGCACCCCAUUCAUCACAUCUCCCCCAGUCCAUACCAGCGCGUCCAAUACUACCCUUCACACCCUCCUCGUCCCUCCCUGCCCUCAAACAUUCCUCAACACACCCUGCCCUUGCACCUGCCUCUUGGCCCGCCCCUCUCGUGA
Molecule: messenger RNA, 1146 nt
Organism: Closterium sp. NIES-65
Lineage: Eukaryota; Viridiplantae; Streptophyta; Zygnematophyceae; Desmidiales; Closteriaceae
Source: the annotation of a GenBank genome assembly